CCUACGGCUGAAAUUAUGAUGAUAAUUUGAGGGACCUACAAAAUAAUUGGCGAAAAUUUGGGAAUGGCUAGUAACACUGCAGUAUCCUUUUCCCUCCCGCGACAUCGAUAGGAAUCUCAAAUCUCAAUGUCGUCAAAGAUGCGUCAAAGAGAGUCAUUUUAUAUUAUUAUCUGUGGUUAUAAUUUGACUGACGCAGAAAAAACGUUUUCUGUAAUUUCUUUCUGAACACUUUUAAUUUUAGCUAAAAUAUAUUAUAAAUAUUUAUUCUGCAGCAGACAUUUCGAAUAAAGUUUAUUACAUCGGUUAUCGCAUCAUCUAACAAUGUCUGAAGAGAGUAUUAUAAAUGUAAAAUACCGAUUAAUAGAAAUAUUUUCUGCACUGAACAUUGAAGAAUUGGAUCAAAUUGAAAAGUGGAUUAGUAGUCAUUCUUUUAAAAAAGAUUUGGAGACAAAGAAGUCGUUGAUUCGUUCAGAAAAAUGUCUGAAAAAUAUUGGGAAAACCAUUAAGAAGUUGAUACCUUUUGAAGGUGAACUAGAUUCAGAAAAUAUUACCCCGCCAACUGUUGGUGAUCAAGCUGACGUAACCACGAAGAACUCUUGUCACGUGGAUGAGUUUCUCUAUGAUGAUAUUGAAGUAGAUGAACUAAUUAGACAAGGAAAACUUAAACGGUUCUACUGUGCAGAUUGUAAUUCAAGGAAUAUUAAGGAAGUUAUAUUGCUGUCUCACUCUACGUCUAGAAGAGCAUCCCAAUACAUAUUCAAAUAUCUUCUGCCAAAAGACUUAGAGGAUAAACAAGUAUUAGAUGUUGGAUCCAGAUUAGGAGCAGUUUUGUAUGGAGCAUAUUACUUUUCUAAUGCUGGGAGCAUUGUGGGUGUAGAAAUGAACAAAGAAUGCUGUGAUAUACAAGAAAGAAUUAUUAACCAAUAUUCAAUGGAUGUUGACAGAAUAAGAGUAGUUCAUGCAGACAUAUUGGAAUGCAGUGACAUAGUCCACAAUUCGGACAUUAUAAUUGUGAAUACAUUGGACCACUUUUUAGAUGCAGAAAAACACAGAGAAAUAUGGCGAUUUUUCAAAAAACAUAUCAAAAGAGGAAGUUAUAUGAUAACCAGUAGAAGCAUGGUAGAAACAUUGGCUGGUUUAGGAAUGUCUGAAGAACUUAUUGAUUGGAUAAGCAUUUGUAGAUCAAAUCAAACAGAGAACGAAGUGUUUUUCAGCACUGAAGAUAAUGAAGAAUCUUUUAUGUAUGUUGUUAAAUAAAAUAAUAAUAUUCUUUCUUUA
Amyelois transitella is the source of this 1278-nucleotide messenger RNA. RefSeq lists its product as uncharacterized. Bases 322 to 1257 code for a protein of 311 amino acids. The transcript is spliced from 4 exons. Lineage: Eukaryota; Metazoa; Arthropoda; Insecta; Lepidoptera; Pyralidae. Gene Ontology annotation, molecular function: methyltransferase activity. The record is from RefSeq and is a predicted model, not a curated record.